GGUCGUUACAUAUAAUAUCUGUUUUGUACAGGUACUAAUAAUUAUACCGAUAUCAAUCUUUGUCGUACAAAUAAAUAAAAAAAUAGGUAAACACAGAUUUCAACCUGACAUGCCAGAAAUGGAAACGCUUAGACAUCUUCAAGUUCAAGUCCAAUACAUACCCAUUCGAAGAAAAGGAAUGCAUAUACCAAAGAAAAGUUAUAACGGCCCUUAAAUCAUAAAUCAUAAAUUAUAUAACUUAAUAAAGAUUGUUUUUUCUAGCAGGUUGAACAAUUAUUUAAACGAUGCUUCUGCUCAUUAUUGCUUGUGUGAUAAGUGCUAGUUGUGCAACCAAGCUGAACUACAAAUUUGUUGGCGAGAAAUACGACCCAAACCCUUUACAUGAAAGUGUGUGGAAACAGGCCGGAGGCAGCGCUGGAUACUUCCCACAUCCAGGUCCAAGGAAUAUGCCAUCAGUAGUUUUACCGAGACCAGGCAUUGUUAACCCUAGAAACACAUACGUCGAUUACUACAACCGUAAUCUCCAAAACGGUUAUGGUUAUGGCAAUGGUAACGGUCACCAAGGAGGAGGAUAUGGAGGGUAUGGAAACGGUGGAGGUCAGAGCUAUGUAAUUGUUUCUGGGGGAGGUCAAGGUUAUGGAAACGCCUAUGGAGGAGGUCAGGGUUAUGGAAAUGCCUAUGGUGGUGGUCAGAGUUCUGGAAUUUCCUUUGGUGGUGGUCAGAGCUAUGGAAACGCUUAUGGUGGUGGUCAGAGUUAUGGAAAUGAUGGUGGACAGAGUUACGGAAUUACCUACGGUGGAGGUCAGGGUUAUGGAGAUUCAUAUGGCAGAGGUCAGAGUAAAGGAAAUUCUUUUACUUAUGGAGGGUCUAGCAGCAGUAACUACGGACAGGGAUAUGGUUACGGUAGCCAGGGGAACUCACGUGGGGGCGGUGUAAGAACUGUCUUUGCUCCACAAUUGUCUGGUAUGAUGAAGAACAUGCGUAUGUCUGGUAUGGUAGGGAAAGUUAUGGACGUAUCAGGCGGAGGAAAAGUAAGAAUAAAUAAUAUGCGACGUGGACAUGGAGCAACUAUUAUGCAAAUGGACAUUCUUAGACAACCAAGACGAGGCGGCAGACAUAAUAAUAAUUAUAGAAAUAACAAGUACUGAAGCAUCAAUAAAGAGGAAUAGCCUGAUUUCCUGACUGCGAGAUCUAAUUUUAACAUUCGAAGCAACAAGACUCAAAG
Messenger RNA from Mytilus trossulus (common blue mussel), 1225 nucleotides. Its product is annotated as eggshell protein-like. The transcript has 2 exons. The record is from RefSeq and is a predicted model, not a curated record. Lineage: Eukaryota; Metazoa; Mollusca; Bivalvia; Mytilida; Mytilidae. Bases 285 to 1148 code for a protein of 287 amino acids.